CUCCUACAUACGGAAAGGCUCAAAGAGAAUUUACCGCUUCCUUACUACAUAUCCUCUCCGCCAUUGUCCAGGACAUCAACUCCCUAAAGUCACCUCAAAAGAACAAAAACCAAAGAUGAGAGGGAAAGUGGUAGGGGCAAUCCUCCGCUCUAGAGCUGUUGUCAGCAGACAACCUCUUUCGAGGACCCAUAUCUGUGCUGCCGUCACUGUUGCAAAGUCCUCAUCAACUGCCCAGAACUCGAGAAGAACCUUCUCAUCCUCUUUCCGAAGGUUGCAUGAGCCAAAGGCGGAGAUAACGGCUGAGGGACUUGAGUUGAGCCCUCCACAGGCUGUUACGGGAGGAAAGCGGACUGUUUUACCCAACUUCUGGUUGCGUGACAACUGCCGGUGUACGAAAUGCGUGAACCAAGAUACUCUCCAGAGAAACUUCAACACUUUUGCCAUCCCCUCCGACAUCCACCCAACAAAGGUUGAAGCCACCAAGGAGAACGUCACCGUCCAAUGGUCCGACAACCACACAUCCACCUACCCCUGGCCCUUCCUCUCUUUCUACCUCACCUCCAACGCGCGCGGGCAUGAAAACGACCAAAUCUCCCUCUGGGGCUCCGAAGCCGGCUCCCGCCCUCCAACCGUCUCCUUCCCACGGGUGAUGGCAUCAGACCAGGGCGUCGCCGACCUAACCGCCAUGAUCAAAGAGUUCGGUUUCUGUUUUGUCAAAGACACACCCCAUGACGACCCGGACGUGACCCGCCAGCUUCUGGAGAGAAUCGCCUUUAUCCGAGUGACCCAUUACGGCGGCUUUUACGAUUUCACGCCCGACCUAGCGAUGGCCGACACGGCGUACACGAACCUGGCGCUGCCGGCGCAUACGGAUACGACGUAUUUCACGGACCCGGCAGGGUUGCAGGCUUUUCACUUGUUAGAGCAUAAGGCCGCUCCUCCCCCUUCUGAAGAAAAAGAAGCUGCAAGCUCAGCAGCAGGGGAGGCGGCGGCAGAAGGGGGAAAGUCGUUGUUGGUCGAUGGGUUCAACGCGGCGAGGAUUCUGAAGGAGGAGGAUCCCCGGGCUUAUGAGAUCUUGAGCAGCGUGAGACUGCCGUGGCAUGCGAGUGGAAACGAAGGGAUCACGAUUGCGCCCGAUAAGCUUUAUCCGGUGCUGGAGUUGAGUGAGGAUACCGGGGAACUGCAUAGGGUUAGGUGGAAUAAUGAUGAUAGGGGUGUGGUGCCGUUCGGUGAGAAGUACAGCCCGUCGGAGUGGUACGAGGCGGCGAGGAAGUGGGAUGAGAUUUUGAGGAGGAAGAGUAGCGAGUUGUGGGUGCAGUUGGAGCCGGGGAAGCCGUUGAUCUUCGAUAACUGGAGGGUUCUUCAUGGACGGAGCGCGUUCUCGGGUAUUAGGAGGAUCUGUGGAGGGUAUAUCAACCGCGAUGACUUCAUCUCUCGGUGGAGAAACACGAAUUACCCAAGGAGCGAGGUUCUUCCGAGGGUUACUGGUUAA
Neurospora tetrasperma FGSC 2508 is the source of this 1492-nucleotide messenger RNA. Its product is annotated as Trimethyllysine dioxygenase. Lineage: Eukaryota; Fungi; Ascomycota; Sordariomycetes; Sordariales; Sordariaceae. Gene Ontology annotation, molecular function: oxidoreductase activity. Gene Ontology annotation, cellular component: mitochondrion. The record is from RefSeq and is a predicted model, not a curated record. The coding region runs from base 116 to 1492 and encodes 458 amino acids. Gene Ontology annotation, biological process: carnitine biosynthetic process. The transcript is spliced from 8 exons.